CAGUCCCAGAUCCGCUUCUCUCACUGUGCCUGUGUGUGGAUUUCUCAGUGAGAUUCACGGCUGCCUUUCGUACGAGUCACGCGACGAUUGAUCUAUACAUCCACCGAUCGAAUACGCUCGAAAUCUCUAUCUCGAACGUGUCGAACGCGCGUAUAUUGAGCGAGUCUGACCGCGAAUCUGUGAUCGAUCGCGCGCGAUUUCCAGACGAACGAACGAACGAAUAAAUUCCCGAUUGCGAAGCGAGUUAUGAACAGUUUAUUCGCGUGUGCGAUUAAACGAGCAUUCGAUUAAAAACCGGACAAAAGUACUUUUCUUUCUCUCUGUCGAGCGUUCAAAAUAUUUAAAAUUCUUCAAAAUUGUGCACGCGUGUAUUUGUAACCCUAGAGUAUUGAAAAAUUGAGUCUGCGAUUUUCACGAGCAUUCGCGAUCUGUUAUCGAUUUAAUCAAUAGAUAUUUGGUAUACAUCGUAUUUCGUUUUGUUUGAAAAUAAUGAAAGUGAAAUAUAAAACUGCUCGCGUAUUAUCGAUACAAGGGAAAAAAUCUUCGCUAAAAUUCGAUCGUGAAUUAUGCACCUUGAAUAUCGUAAUCAAGAUAUUACCAAUUAUUGCCCUCUAAUUACCGCGUAAUUAGCAAUAUAAAUACAGAUACACCUCGUCGUACAUGCACACGUGUGACAUCUCAUUUUGCGAGCGUAUAUAGCGGCUCUCGUCCGUUUUUGCAAAUUACGAGCGGCGUGAUGGAACGCGCGGAAGAUGAAUCUUCCGGGAAUCUGCCCGCAACAUGAGACGCGAAGUCUCUGUGUGUUGCAUCCUUCGUUCGCCCCGUGAAGAAAGAAAGUCGUACUCGGCGCCGAGAAUUUGAUAGACUGCCAAGUCCGCAAGAAGAGUCGCGUUACAUAAGCGAUGUAACGCGCGCGAACUUGGACUGGUGCGCGUUCGCCAACACGAGCAAAUCGGCAACCAACCAACCCGUCGUUCCUGUCUGCGCGCUCGUCUUCGUCGGUCUUCAAACAGAUGAUCUCGCGCGAGCGACAAAUGCAACGAUGCUCGUAUGCGCGAGCGCAUACUGCACGCAGCUGUUAUUCGCGGGAGCUCGCGGAAAACGGGACUGCAGUUUUAACUCGAAGCUUAUCGCCAAGUGAACGGUGAAGCGACAUCGACUUUAAGUCAUGCGACUGCAGUCGCUUCAUCUCGUAUCUCGCAUCUCGAACGACGAUCGUGCGCGCGAUGUCUAUCUUCAAUAUCCUUCUCGCGAUAUCGCAGCAUGCAAAUAUCUUUCAAAUACUCUCAAGAUUUCUCUUAUGUAACAUUAUUAAUAUAAUCUAAAUUUUUUUUCUUCAUAGAGCAUAAAAUAAUUUUUAUAUAGAGAAUAAAAUCCAUCUCGGGAUGAACGGUGACGUGAGAACGAACUAGCGCUUCGAGACACAGCGGUCGGGUUUUCUCGAAAUCCAUAAAAUUCGACGAGGCAGGGACCCGUUAAGAACUCCAGACGACAAACUCGUUUGGAACGAGGAAUUAAUCGGGACGCGAUCGAACGGGCGAACGCGGGCGAGUGAGUUUUUCCGGCAGAUUACUCGAGCGAGAACGAACGAACGAACGAACGUAUACAUAUACGAACGAGAGAGAGAGAGAGAAAGAGAGAAAGAACCGGGACCAUGAAGAACGCCCAUCCGAUCGUCAGGGCGACGACUUCCAGUCCGGUCGGUCAGGAUUCCACGGGCCCCGGCAGCGAAUCGCCGGAGCCGAUCAUUCGACUGAAGCUGCAGAAACCGCUGCACUGGGAGUGGGAGCUCACCACGUCCGCCGACGCGCUGCCCGUCAUCCAGCUAUUAGACAAGGAUGGCCGGCUGCUGGUGGAGACCACCGGCCGAACGGCGCAGCGAGCCAGAGGUUCCUUCAAGAAGGGCCUAAGAACCCACGAACAAUUCCCGAUCGACGAGUCAACGUGCGCCAGUUCAAAGACGAGCAAAGAGCAAACGUCCUCCACCACCUCGUCGUUGACCUCUUCUUCCAACGUAUCGUUCGUCGCGACGCCGCUUCAAAUUAAUCGCAACAUUGACGGCUACAGCAGUAAAUUCGGUACGUGCAGCUUCGUUCCGCGCAAGUCCCGAAGUGACGUUGACAUUAUAGAGCGACGGAGCAAAAAGAGACACUUGUCUGCCACGGAAGAUCCGAUGAUGAAGACGAAGAUCGAAAGAAACGCCGAAAGAGCAGCGGCGAGAAACAAGAACUACUCCGCCGGAGAUUACCUCCGACAGCAGAUCGUGGACGAUCUACGUACGCGUAAUACGAUCGGGAGAACGCCAGAGGAGAUCGCCAAGGACAGGUGUAAAAAAGUUAAAGCGUAUCUGAGGAGCCAGAGUGAGACCCUAUUGAACUUGGUUUGCGAGGAAGAAUACGACGGGAUUGAGACGGGAGAGCCUAAAGUAGAUUCGAGCGAGAAGUCUUCCGGAAAUCGUAGCCUGAACAAAAGCGGCACGCUCAACCCUGAAGAGAAGAAUCCGAAUGGAGGAAGCAAAAAGGUGAAACCGUAUCUGCGAACUCGGAGCGCCGUAAUUCCAACGGAGGAUUCGGCGAGGAACAAUUUGAAGCCGAACGAGGAGGAUAGAGUCAUCCGCGAGAUAAAAUACGACAUGAACGAGGAGGAGCUGGCGAAGAUCAGAACGUUCUUACGCGAAAAGAUACAGCGGCGAAUGAAUAUGGAACAGGCGCGUUCGAGAUCGGCCGUUAAUGUCGACAUUCCGGAAACCGUCGAAAACGUCAGAAUUAGGAAGAGAUACUCGGAUUAUAAUCACGAGAACGAUCGGAGAAACUAUAGAACGCGAAAGGUGCGCAGUGAGACGAGCGUUCUGCGAUUCGAUCCCGAAAUAAUGGUCGAGAGAGAGAAGUCGAAACUCGAUAAGCAAAUCGAAAGGGAGAAAUCGACAACUUGUAGAGGAUUGUCGGAAGAUACCCAGUUUCGGAGACAAUCGCGCAAUUAUCGACGAUCGAGAAGCGAAGCCUUAGUCGAAGCUUUGGAACUGGACAAUCGAGCGAAGUGGCAGGUCAAAAGGGAGUCCUCGAGUUUGGAGAGAAGGAGAUUCCACUGUAAAACCAAGAGCGACGUUUUGCAAGAGAAGGCGGAGACGACGUCGGCGGUCAGCGCUGAGAACCUCGAAAUUCCUCGAGACGUAUAAAGAGCCCGGAGAAUGCGGAGAGAUCUUGGCGGGAAUAUAAAGAACGGAAAAGAAGCGAGAGAUAUCGCCGCGAG
Nylanderia fulva is the source of this 3249-nucleotide messenger RNA. Lineage: Eukaryota; Metazoa; Arthropoda; Insecta; Hymenoptera; Formicidae. The record is from RefSeq and is a predicted model, not a curated record.